This is a messenger RNA of Phragmites australis (common reed), 1860 nucleotides long. Its product is annotated as probable cation transporter HKT1;4. NCBI's taxonomy places the organism in Eukaryota, Viridiplantae, Streptophyta, Magnoliopsida, Poales, Poaceae. Gene Ontology annotation, biological process: transmembrane transport; monoatomic cation transport. Gene Ontology annotation, molecular function: monoatomic cation transmembrane transporter activity. The coding region runs from base 85 to 1767 and encodes 560 amino acids. Gene Ontology annotation, cellular component: plasma membrane. The transcript has 3 exons. The record is from RefSeq and is a predicted model, not a curated record.
AGGCACCCCAAAGCCCCAAACACACAACGAGCAUGCACAUAUAAAGCUCCAGCCUUCACGUACCCUACACACAGCGCCAGCCUAAUGGCCGGAGCACGUAAGCUCGACGAUCUCUUGCAUCACCUGCACCGGUGCUCGGCGGCUGUGCUCGACGGGGCCAUGUCACUCCUGUACUCGCUCUCCAAGGCCUACGCGCAGCACCAGGUAACGGAGCGCGUGGCGCGGUCGCGGCGCACGCUCCGGUGCAGCGCCAGGCAGGUGUGGCGCAGCGCGGUGACCGCGCGCCUCAACUCGCUCAUCGUCCACGUCGUCUACUUCGUCGCCAUCUCGUGCGUCGGGUACGGGCUCCUCGAGGCGCUCAAGGUGCGAGCGCCCGACCGGAGGCCCCGCAGCAUCGACAUGUUCUUCACCGCCGUGUCGGCCGCGACGGUGUCGAGCAUGUCCACCGUCGAGAUGGAGGUGUUCUCCAACGGCCAGCUCCUGGUCCUCAUGGCGCUUAUGUUCAUCGGAGGGGAGGUGUUCGUGUCGCUCGUUGGCCUCGCCUCCAAAUGGAUCAAGCUGAGGAAGCAAACCAUAAACAGAGCCCGGCGCGUCGAGAGCCACAACGACAUCGAGCUCGAGAGGCCGGCGACCGCCGGCACUGAAGCCGCUGAGACUGACGACUCGAUGUCGAUAGCUACAGUCACCGAAGACAGCAGCCCUAUGGACGCGAAGAGGCUGCGGCACAAUGCGGUGCGCUCGCUGUUCUACAUCGUCCUCGUCAUCCUCCUGAUGGUGCACGUCAUCGGCGCGGUCGCCAUCGCGGCGUACAUCUACGCGGCGCCGGGUGUGAGGCAGACGCUGAGGCGCAAGGCCCUGAACGUGUGGAUCUUCGCAGUGUUCACGACGGUGUCGACGUUCUCGAGCUGCGGGUACAUGCCGACGAACGAGAACAUGAUGGUGUUCAGCCGGGACGUGCCGCUGCAGCUGCUGCUCGUGCCGCAGGCGCUGGUGGGCAACACGCUGUUCCCGCCGCUGCUGGCCGCGUGCGUGUGGGCAGCGGCCGCGGCCACGCGGCGGGAGGAGCUCAGGGAGCUGGCAAGGAAGGGCAGGGAGGCGACGGGGUACUACCACCUGCUCCCGGCGCGGCGGUGCUGGAUGCUGGCCGCGACGGUGGCCGGGUUCAUCGCCGUGCAGGUGGCGAUGGUGUGCGCGAUGGAGUGGGGCGGCGCGCUGCGUGGGUUGAGCGCGGGGGAGAAGGUGGUGAACGCGCUGUUUCUUGCCGUGAACUCCCGGCACACAGGCGAGUCGACCGUCGACCUCUCCACCAUCGCGCCGGCCAUCCUCGUGCUCUUCGUCAUCAUGAUGUAUCUUCCUCCAUAUACUACAUGGUUUCCAUUUGAAGAGAAUUCCACCACAGGAGAUCAUCCCACAGACAGCCGGGGAAUAAGAUGGCUCAAGAGCACAGUUUUGUCACAACUCUCCUACCUGACCAUCUUUGUCAUUGCCAUCUGCAUCACCGAGAGGAGAAAGCUCAAGGAAGAUCCCCUCAACUUCAAUGUGCUCAGCAUUAUUGUCGAAGUCGUCAGUGCUUAUGGAAAUGUGGGGUUCUCAUUGGGCUACAGUUGCAGUAGGCAGAUCAAUCCGGACGAGCUCUGCGUAGAUCGAUGGACUGGUUUCGCAGGGAGGUGGAGUGACUCUGGCAAACUCAUACUCAUUCUUGUGAUGUUCUUCGGGAGGCUUAAGAGGUUCAGCAUGAAAGGAGGCAAAGCCUGGAAGCUUAGUUAGAUGCAGCACCUGGUACAUUCAGGCUCUUGCGGUUAUGGAGUCUGAUGAAGAAUUCAUUAAAACCGCAAAACAAAAAGAGAUGUCUUCCGUUCU